Lates calcarifer (barramundi perch) is the source of this 4130-nucleotide messenger RNA. RefSeq names its product poly(rC) binding protein 3 (gene pcbp3). Gene Ontology annotation, cellular component: nucleus; cytoplasm. The record is from RefSeq and is a predicted model, not a curated record. Bases 943 to 1908 code for a protein of 321 amino acids. Lineage: Eukaryota; Metazoa; Chordata; Actinopteri; Centropomidae. The transcript is spliced from 17 exons. Gene Ontology annotation, molecular function: mRNA binding. Gene Ontology annotation, biological process: regulation of RNA metabolic process; regulation of gene expression.
AACUGGAUAUGAGCUAUUGCACUUAUUGGCUGGGGCAAGGCACCGGCUGUUCCCACUGUGAUUGGCUGCCUGGACGCCUCUGUGCAGCCUCCCAUUGGCUGCCUGGAGCAGAGUGGGAGGAGAGCUCCCCCCAUCCUCUCCCUGUGGCAGAGUGUGUAAAUGUAAAGACUCUUUCUCUGCCUAUUAUCUGAGUGACUCGGGGUUUUGGUGUCUGCCUCUGAGCGCGUGUCAGAGUGUGUGUGUGUGUGUGUGUGUGUUUGUUGGAGGGAGAAAAGAGAUAAAGAGAGAGAGAGAAAGGGAGGGAGAGGCAAGCAGCGUUUCUUCUCCCCCCUUUAGCCUCCCCGUCUCCCUGCUCCCUGUCACUCCAUCCUUCCUCCCCAUCUCCUGGACCACCCCUCCAGCCCUGCUUCGAGCCGGACCGAGACCCCCCCUCCCACCCAGACCACCCCGGGACCCUUUGACUCUCCUCACUUCUCCGUCCCACCAACCACAGCCUCUGAGCAGGGAUUCCUCUCCUGCCCUCUCCCCCCCCUCGGAGCGCUGUCUGUGAUCUCAUCUGCACAACAUCCACUGGACUUAAGUUCCACAGUUGAUUUGAUGUAAAUACGCUUCUGCUGUCGAGGCGCAGCAAAGUGUAUCGGCCAGGCGUCUGGUCCCCCCAUUCUGCUGGAAGGCUGCCAGCCACAGGUCACAUGACCUGGAAGAAAAAACCUAGGAGAGUUUUGGGAUCCCUCUUUGCAUGGGCUGGCUAUCAACCUGAAGGGAAGUCCAAAGGCUGAUGAACUGAUCUGUGUGAGACCACACUGCUCUGGUGUCCUAUAUGCCCUGGGAACACAACACCCAGCACAAAUCUGGUGACUGGCUGGCUGGAAUACCGCCCUACUCCUUCUCCUUCUGAGGACAUCCCAAUCCAGGACUGGUCUUACCCCCCCUCCCCCCAGCAUGGAGCCCACCAAAGUCCAAUCAGAGGGAGGCCUCAACGUCACCCUGACCAUCCGCCUCCUCAUGCAUGGAAAAGAGGUUGGAAGUAUAAUUGGAAAGAAAGGGGAAACAGUAAAAAAGAUGCGAGAAGAGAGCGGAGCGCGGAUCAAUAUUUCCGAGGGCAACUGUCCAGAGAGGAUUGUCACCAUCACUGGACCAACAGACACCAUCUUCAAGGCUUUUGCCAUGAUUGCCUACAAGUUUGAAGAGGACAUAAUCAAUUCCAUGAGCAACAGCCCAGCGACCAGCAAGCCCCCCGUCACCUUAAGGCUUGUAGUGCCAGCCAGCCAGUGUGGAUCCCUCAUAGGAAAAGGAGGCUCCAAAAUAAAAGAAAUGAGAGAGUCCACAGGGGCCCAGGUUCAGGUGGCCGGGGACAUGCUGCCCAACUCCACAGAACGUGCAGUGACAAUCUCCGGGACCCCAGAAGCCAUCAUCCAGUGUGUCAAACAAAUCUGUGUGGUAAUGCUGGAGUCCCCACCUAAAGGUGCCACCAUCCCUUAUCGCCCAAAGCCGGCCUCCACCCCAGUCAUUUUUUCUGGCGGCCAGGCCUACACAAUUCAGGGACAGUACGCCAUACCACACCCAGAUCAGUUGACCAAGCUCCACCAGUUGGCUAUGCAGCAAACCCCCUUUACCCCUCUCGGACAGACCACCCCUGCUUUCCCUGGUUUGGAUGCCAGUCCACCAGCCAGCACCCACGAACUCACCAUUCCUAAUGAUCUAAUAGGCUGCAUUAUUGGACGCCAGGGAACCAAAAUAAAUGAGAUUCGACAGAUGUCUGGGGCGCAGAUCAAAAUUGCAAACGCCAUGGAGGGCUCGUCUGAGCGCCAGAUCACCAUCACAGGGACCCCCGCUAACAUCAGCCUGGCCCAGUAUCUCAUCAAUGCAAGGCUGACGUCUGAAGUCACUGGAAUGGGCACACUCUAAUUUCUACCCAUCUUCCCUCAGUGCAUCACAUGACCCUUGAGCUUAUGGCAUUGCACCUAGUUUAUUUAUUUCUCUGUGUUUGACAGUCCUGAUAUUUAAGUGACUUUAACUUUUUAUCAUUUCUAGUAUUUACUGUAAACAUGUGUAUCUGCACUGUUAGGAUUCUCCACACCUAUCUGAAACCCUGCUGUCUCUGUUUCUGAAAGGUCUCUUUACUUUUUUGACACUCUAGUACCUUUCAUUGCAUUUCAUGCGCUGCACUGCUUUCUUUUACCUCACACAUCACUUUACUUUUUCUUCUGUUUUUUGGGGCUCUGCAGGCACCUGAACAUUUAUGCAAAGUAAAGAUUAGUGUAGUAAUUUAAACCGAGGUUGUCCCUCCUCUCCCCCCACAAUUUUAUACAAUGACACAUUUUCUCCUCCACGUUUAGACGACGGCAGAGAGUGCAUUACUCUCCACAAAUCUUCAAAACUCGAUUCUUUACUCCAGAUUAUUUCAUGCUGGUUUCAUGACUGAUGAAAUGAGUGUUUUCCUGUGUGCCUGUUUGUCUCAGUGCUGUACGUCCACUUUAAGAUUGAUCUGCAUGACGCACAAAAACCUACUGAAUUUCAAACUCAUUUUAAAAUGAAUCAUGUCGAGAUGGAGACUGGAUGGUGAGAGGGAACGGAGUAAGCUAUGAACAGUCUUAUUUAUGAUCUGGAUGUGUCACUCUGACUUCAGUUUGACAUUACCUCAGCGGUAUAGGCCAGUAAACAUCCGCUCUAAUGCAUAAAUAGCAGUCUCUCCGAGGUUCGUGUGAAACCGACGGAAAGGUUAGAUGGCAAAAUGAAAAGUCAAGUAAAUGACUGAAAUACAGAUGCAUGUUAUUAUAAUAAUACACCUCAUUUUAUUCACCUAUAUGUACAAAGUAUACGAGGCGUCCGUCUGGGAAUUGUCUAGUGUGUGUUUUUAGCUGGUUUUCAGUGUGUGUCAGAAAAGCUGACGAACUCCUGUGAAUGAAGACUCUCAUUCUUUUCCCCACAGACAGAAACACUGAAAAUGAUGUGUGUUUCUGGUCAGCAUGUACACACACAGAGGCAUGUAGAAGACAUAUUCUUUAACACCUACAAUGAAUCAGUCAUUGGUUUUGCAGGUGUGUUGUACAUAUACCUGUACUGUAUCUCCACAGUCCAGACACCCAACACCAGGCCCAGUCAUUGAAACUAAAGCUGAAUGUAUUUCAAUGUGUUUUAAUUGCUGACAUUUACACGUCAUUUUUAAAUGAGUACAGGAGAAGAUGCAGAGUGAACAGGUGGUUUUCAAUUUUAUAAAGUCCAACUGGAGUCUGUUACAGAUGACGUAUUUAAAACUAUAAUCCAUAGUUUAUUACACUACAUACAUGCGAUGUUAUGUAAUCUGAUUAUAUUCAAUGUUGAAUAUAAAACAUGAACUUUCUUGUUAUUUCUGCAAAGAUAUAAAUGGGUGCAGCUUGACAUUAAACACAACCCUCCAACAUGUGUUAUAUUAAUCUGAUGGCUGACUCGUUUUAAUCCACAUUACCAUAACACAUAUUUCCUGGAUACGCGUUGCUCCAAUACUAAUUAUUCAAAUAACGUUUGGGGAACAUUAUUUGUGUCGUAGGCUCAGGUACUUGGCUUUUGGUUAUGAAUGAUUAUACACAGGCUCUGGACUCUUUGCUUCAUGUCGUGUAUGUAAAUCUGUACUUUAUCACUCAUCUGGCUGCAUCCAGAUGUUCUUCAGAUGAACAAACUGAGGAACGGCUGAUUGAGGGCUUUUAAAACGUCGCUACAGAAUCUGAUCAGUAAAGUAGUUUUUAAUAUCUCCUGUCAAACGCACACUGAUGCCUGUGUCGACCAUGAUCCAGUCAUACUAUUUUACAAACUUUACAAACAUCUCAGUUUCUUUCUUUCUUUUUUUUUUGAUCGUCAUACAUCUUUUCAUUUUCAUGGCGUCGCUCAUGUUCUCAUCGACCUGCCGUGCUGUGUUAAGGCCAACACCGCUUUGUGUUGCUGUUGUCGUUUCAGUGAUACAUUAACACUUUUUUGUUACUGUGCUAGAGCAGCAAAAAAUUAAAGGUUAGCGCUGAGGUGAUAUUAAAGAAGUCAUGUUUAUGUUUGAUCAUUUGCUUCAUGAAGGUCUGUACUGGAUUUAUUAUUUACCGAGGUUGAUUCUGAAAUGUUUUGUAAAAACAAGAGAAUAAAGUUUGUGUUUUUUCCCUUGA